AUGAAGGUCCCCGGGGCUGCCCUCGCCAUCCUCCUCUGCACCAUGGCUCUCUGCAGUCAGGUCUUCUCUGCACCAUUUGGUGCUGACACCCCAACUGCCUGCUGCUUCUCCUAUGUCUCCAAGCAGAUUCCACGCAAGUUCAUAGCUGACUAUUUUGAGACCAGCAGCCAAUGCUCCAAGCCAGGGGUUAUCUUUCAAACCAGAAGAGGCCGGCAGGUCUGUGCUGACCCCAGUGAAGCCUGGGUCCAGGAAUAUGUGACUGACUUGGAGCUGAGUGCCUGA
Messenger RNA from Felis catus (domestic cat), 282 nucleotides. RefSeq names its product chemokine (C-C motif) ligand 3-like. Gene Ontology annotation, biological process: positive regulation of ERK1 and ERK2 cascade; G protein-coupled receptor signaling pathway; cellular response to type II interferon. Bases 1 to 282 code for a protein of 93 amino acids. The record is from RefSeq and is marked provisional. Gene Ontology annotation, cellular component: extracellular region. Gene Ontology annotation, molecular function: CCR chemokine receptor binding; chemokine activity. The transcript has 3 exons. Lineage: Eukaryota; Metazoa; Chordata; Mammalia; Carnivora; Felidae.